AAUUUAGGUUAAUCAUGAUUCGGCAUCAGUAACAAUCAAGACAAACUGAUAAGUUGCAUAUAUAAUCAACUUGAUUAACUUUAGUUUGAUUCACUAUUUUACUGGAUUGUGUUCGUGAAAAGUUAAUUUAAUUGUUAAUCAUCAUCAUCAUCAUCAUGGAAAGUAAAUCAACAUCAAAAAUUACAACAACAACUGUGAUCAAUGUAAUUAAUGGCUCGUCAUCAACAGUAAUUAAGAAAACAAUUAAACGUGAGACUAUUGAAAAUGGUAAAAUCAAGGAAAUAACAACAACAGUUGAGGAGAUCACAGGUGAUAAAUGUGAUGAUGUUGAUAAAUUGUUGGCUGAAUUUGAUCAAUUACCAUCUGAUACGAGCAUUGAAACAAUUAAAAUUGAUGAAAAUUCAAAUGAAGUUUUAACAACAAUUAAAAAAAUUGAAACUCCAAAAGUUGAAGAUAAAAUUGAUUGUAAAUCAAUUGCUACAAUUAAAACUGAUGAUGGUCAAAUUAAAGGUGAUACAAUUGAUAGUAAAUCAAUUACUGAGGAUAAACUAUUGGACGAUGAUAAAGAAAACAAAUCAACUGAUCAGCUAAUUGUUAAAUCAGUUGAACCAAUAAACCAAGAAAAAAAAGGUGAACAAUUAACUGAUCAUCGAAAAUUUAAUCAACAAUGUCUUGAUAAACAUAAUUAUUACCGAUCCCUUCAUGGAGUUGAACCAUUCACAAUUAACGAUAAGUUAAAUGAAUUAGCACAAAAUUGGGCAAAUCAUUUGGCUUCAAUUGGGUCAUUGUCACAUCGACCUAAAAGUGAAUUUGGUGAAAAUGUUUUCUGGAUCUCAAUUAAAGAUAUUGAUGGAAAUAAACCAGUUGAUUCUUGGUACGAUGAGAUUAAGAAAUACAAUUGGGAUAAAUCAACAUUCGUCAGUGGAACAGGACAUUUUACUCAAGUGAUUUGGAAAAACUCGAAACAAUUAGGAAUCGGUAAAUCGACAAGUUCUAAAGGGACAUUCGUUGUAUGUAAUUACGAUCCACCAGGUAACUUUAUGGGGAAAUUCAAAGAAAAUGUUUUACCUUUGAUUUACGUUAAAAUGGGUUCAAUAGUUAAUCGUUCAUCAUGUUUCUCAGUAUUUUGCCUUUUAAUUGUUACAAUUAAUUGUUCUGGUUCAUCACUUAAGAAAGUUAAAAAAUCAGCUGACAAACAAUUUGAUCAAGAGUGUUUAUCUAAACAUAAUUAUUACCGAUCACGACAUGGAGUUAAACCUUUGGUUCUUGAUGAAGAGAUAAGUAAAGUCGCUAAGGAUUGGGCUGAUAAACUGGCCGCUAACGGGGCUAUGUACCACAGGCCUAACAAUAAGUAUGGUGAAAACAUUUUUUGGACUUCAGCUAAAAAUAGUGACGGAGAGAAACCAGUUCAACUUUGGUACGAUGAGAUCAAUUUAUACAACUGGAAUAAAGCAACAUUCACCAGUGGAACAGGACAUUUUACUCAAGUAAUUUGGAAAGAUUCGAAACAAUUAGGAUGCGGUAAAUCAACAGGUUCUAAAGGUACAUACGUCGUAUGUAAUUACUAUCCACCAGGUAAUUAUAUCGGAAAAUUCAAGGAAAAUGUUUUACCUUUGAAAUAAUUAAUUAAUCCAUUUCUGUGAUGUAAACUCAAUCUAAUCAAAUAAUUAAAAAGUAAUCAACACUCUA
Molecule: messenger RNA, 1689 nt
Organism: Panonychus citri (citrus red mite)
Lineage: Eukaryota; Metazoa; Arthropoda; Arachnida; Trombidiformes; Tetranychidae
Exons: 9
Coding region: 156-1622 (488 amino acids)
Cellular component (GO): extracellular region
Source: RefSeq, a predicted model, not a curated record